GUAACCACUAUACGCUGCACUUAUUCCAUUUCCGUGGGCUGGGUCAGAGAAAAGUUCAAGCAUCUCAGAAAAGUUUAUCUGUCGCUCGACAUUUUUCGAUUUUCUUCUUCAAUCUGCAUCACUGCAAUGUAUCAAGCUACUGUCGUUUCUCUAUUUCUGUUGGUGUGUGUGUCCCUGGGCAAGGACUGCAACCAGAAGUUCCGGGGGUGUAAGAUCGACUACAGCCAGAGGGAGUGCCUGAGUGGGGAGGCAGUGGGCUGCAAGAACCCCUUCCCCUACAGCACCCUGGAGGAGUGUCAGAAGGACUUCAAUGGUCAUUUGAACAUCUGUGAAAACCUCCAGCCCUGUGAAAAUGAUGGAGAGUGUCUCCAGGUGCAAAGCAUGGAUAGUGACAACCAGCGCCAGCGUGGCUACAAGUGUGACUGCCAUGGUACAGGCUUCUAUGGACACCGGUGUGAACACAAAUGUUCCAAACAUCUCUCCAGAGACAACCUACUCACUGAAGCCUGCCUCUUCUGAGGUGAACUCAUUCUGACGCCUAGCCUAUCACACCAGUGCCAACUGCAUGCAUAGCGUAACCAUGGUAAUUCACAUCCAUUCAGUAACUAUGGAAACUGUUUUGCUUAAUAAGAAAAUUAAGAUUUAAGUUUAGAAACUAUUUAUUUUGUUUUUGUAGCCUGAUACUUUCUUCCACGAUAAAUGAGAUUAUUUUAGGUCCCUGUGACUUGAGAAGAUUUUGUGAUAACUACAAAUAUAUUAAUGAUAGUAUGUAAAACUGUUAUGUUCACAUUACAAUUUUAUUCCAUUGAGGUUGCUGAAGAGAUAUCUCGGAGAUACCGUGGUAUAUGAUACUGUUGAUUAGACAAUUCUAAUGGAGAAAAGACACUCUUCCAGACAUGUUAAGUUUACUUGCAAGUACUGCAAAAAUAUUGACCAUGUGGAAGCAUUCAUGGCCCACAACUGACUCAUUAGUAGAUUGUCAUCCAAUUUUGUCAGAAACUUGAGAUGAGGUGCAUUUUAUUUUUCCUAUUUGAUUUUGUUUAUAACAUGUAUAAACAAUCUGUUCAAGGCAUCUAUAAAUAACUGUUCAAAGCGUCUAUAAACAAACUGUUCAAGGCAUCUAUAAACAAACUGUUCAAGGCAUCUAUAAACAAACUGUUCAAGGCAUCUAUAAACAAACUGUUCAAAGCGUCUAUAGACAAACUGUUCAAGGCAUCUAUAAACAAACUGUUCAAGGCAUCUAUAAACAAACUGUUCAAGGCAUCUAUAAACAAACUGUUCAAGGCAUCUAUAAACAAACUGUUCAAGGCAUCUAUAGACAAACUGUUCAAGGCAUCUAUAAACAAACUGUUCAAAGUCUAUAGACAAACUGUUCAAGGCAUCUAUAAACAAACUGUUCAAGGCAUCUAUAAACAAACUGUUCAAGGCAUCUAUAAACAAACUGUUCAAGGCAUCUUUAAACAAACUGUUCAAGGCAUCUAUAAACAAACUGUUCAAGGCAUCUAUAAACAAACUGUUCAAGGCAUCUUUAAACAAACUGUUCAAAGCGUCUAUAAACAAACUGUUCAAGGCCUCAUAAACAAACUUCAAGUGUAUACAUGGAGCAUGUAUUGUAUUUAUCAUUCUAUACUCAACAUGAUAAAGGUCAAGGGCACAUAUUGAGAGUCACUGGGUGGGCAGUUAUUUAGAACUACCUUUUCCAUUUGUGUUAAGUUAGUCAAGCUGCAGAUUACUAAUUUAAGAUUAAAAAAUAAUAGAAAUACAGACAUGAAGCAAGUCUGGUGAUGUUAUUUAUUAGGAUCACCUGAAAAAGUAUGUUUAUUGAAUAAGUGUGUUUUAGUUUCUGUAUGAAAAGUUUUUAAAGUGACAAUCCAUUUGUUUAAAUUUUUAAACUGAAAAUUAAGUUGUAGUAUGCAUUGAUUAUUGGCAAGUAUUUAUAUAAGGGAUGUCAUACAUUUCCAGCAAAGAAAUAGCUCUUGAGCUCAUUUAUGUCAGUCAGAUGUUUAAUAUCACAUUAGAUCAAACUUAGUUUAAAUUAUAUUUAUAACAUAUUUUUACAAUUUGAUAUUUUCUGAUACCAAAAUUAUAUUUUAUGUUGAAACAGUUCCAUUCAGAUGUAUUAACUAUUUCUAGUUUUAAGCAGGCCAUGCCAAAGAAUACUUAUUCCAUUCCACACAGUUUACAUACUCAGGAUGUAAGAUUGUGAUUGUCUAUAGGACUCAGACUUAAUACUACCACUACCUUUCAACAUUUCAUAUGUAGAAGCCAAAUCUAUUUUUUAAUAUGCAAGUUAUUUGAAUUCUUUGUUUGUAUGUAACUUACCAAUCUUUUCAUUCUUGAGAUCUGUUUAGACAAGUUUGGUUCUGAAGACACCAAGGAUUGUGUACCUGAGUUUUCUCGUCCAGUAAGAUACAUUUUGUACCUGGACGUUGUAUGUGCUGCUCUGCUGUCUCUCUCCAUCCUCCACUUGUCACUAAUACACAGUAACGAUUCACACCUUCAUAACAAUCUACUCAAAUCUGAUGCUGAUUUUGCACUGGCCUUCACAAGUUCUGUCUGACAUGUUGCACGUUUUAUUUGAACAUUUUAUUCCCCCGUGUUCCCAAACCAUUUACCAAAAUAAAUACAGCCAAAUUUCCUUGAGAAAUGUAUUAUUGUGAGAGUUCAGUUAAGAAACAUUAUGGGUCAAGUUUACUGCCUUGGACAAUAAUAGCUACAGCAUUGGAGGAAGUAAAUUUGUCCCCACAAUAUUCUGUAAUUUGCACUCUGACAGAUCAUGUGAAGACCAAUGCAAAGUCAGCAUUAGAUGUUAGUAGAACGGUGUUAAGGCAAGAAUUAGCUAUGCAUUAGCAACCAGUAUGUAUUAGCAACAGCGGAUGUUGGAUAGUAAAAACAAAGCUGUACAUUGCUACAAUCUUGCUGCUACCCUUUUCCCCUGGCCACGUAACUUUGAGGGUUUGAAAUUAGGGAGCUGGUGGGGGGAGGUCCUUGAGUUAUGCUGCAGUGGUAUGUAAAUCAGGUGCCCUAGAUUUGUAAUGUUGUAAUGGUCAAGGACACCGUGACUUUCAUGCUUAACUUCCUUGUUAGCUGUUGAUAUCAGUUGUAAUAGACACAAACCAGGGUAAGGUUGAGAGUUUUUUCUAUGGUUGUCUGUUUUGGAAUGAUUGAACAUAUAUGUGUAUUUCAAUAAUACAAUGAUAUUUUAAGGUCACUGAAGUCCAGUAGGAUGUUUUUAAGAGGGUUGUUACUGGUAUGAUUGCAAAUGUACCUGAGCAGGUAGAUAGUUGUGGUGUACCUGGUAAUGAAUUUGGUUUUAUUAGCCCUACAAUGUUACACAGGUAUUGUGAAAUACUUAAAGAAUAUAAGUAAUUGCAUUUACAAUUCCAUAUAACAUUACUGUUAGUUUUACAUUGGAGGAAUUUUAUUGUUUUUAAUUCCUAUUUGUUGUGAAUAAUCUAUUCUUAUAUUUGUACGCAUGUUAUAUAUCCUAGAUUGUACCUAGUGGCAUUUACAUUGUUUACACUUGGCUAUGGCUCAUAGAUGAUAAACCUUUUGUUGUUAUCAAGUUUUUAUAUUGCCUUUUUUAUUAUUCCAUAUAAACAGUGUAUGUUAUGAUUUUUGUAUUUUUGAUGAAAUAAUAAAUAAUUUAUCA
Molecule: messenger RNA, 3652 nt
Organism: Haliotis rufescens (red abalone)
Lineage: Eukaryota; Metazoa; Mollusca; Gastropoda; Lepetellida; Haliotidae
Exons: 4
Coding region: 127-519 (130 amino acids)
Source: RefSeq, a predicted model, not a curated record